Medioppia subpectinata is the source of this 1887-nucleotide messenger RNA. The record is from the annotation of a GenBank genome assembly. Lineage: Eukaryota; Metazoa; Arthropoda; Arachnida; Sarcoptiformes; Oppiidae.
AAAAAGGUCGAUAAAGUGGUCAGUAAAGCAAAGGCCAGCGCUGGUAAGCGAACCAAGGGAUCGGCGGACACGACCACAGCUGACACCACCGCUUCUGCCAAAAAGGGUACCAGAAAGUCAAAGACAACGCCAACUGAUCCAUCGGUGACAACACCGGCGAAAAAGUCCCGCAAAAAGGGCCCGCAAUUAAACCCCAAACCACACGUCACUCACUACGAGACGGACCCGUUGUUCGAGUCCCGACUGCCGGUGCCGUACGUGUCAUCGCUGGCGCACUCGGCUCUCAUCACACGCGCAGUACUAUUACGCGAUCACCGACUGCUGGAUCAGCUGUUGUCGGGCGACAAGAAGCUGAUCUGCGGCCUGGCUGUGCCCCGAUCGGUGGCCGUCCAACGGGACGCCCUGUCCUACGCCAUCGAGUUGAACGACUUCGUGGCCGUCAAGAAGUUGAUGACAGCCAAAGUGGGGGACACUUUGGCCCCGUUUCCCGAUAUUAUGCUCAGCGAUGAGGGCACCGGACACGGCUCGCGCUACAUGUUUGGUCACGCCCUGCGAUCGGUGAACGUUGGCCGCGGCGGUCGCGAAGGUAAUAACGCGCUACUGAAGGACAGCUGGAGGUACACCGGCUACAGUUACCGGACCUACUCUACAUAUCUGGAUGACAGCCGUGUCCAACAAGCCAUCGAAUACGGCGUACCGCCGGCAACGCUGGACAAACUCCUAACCCCACCGGACGGCGAGCCCGACCUGAUCUACCGUUUCCUGGACCACGUGGUGACAACCGUGCGGUACGGCCACUACCGUCUGGCCCACUAUAUCGUAGACAAGGGUAUCCAGAAGGGAGGGUUCGGGUUCAAUGAGCUGCACCGGGCGGUGCUGUCCAAUGAUAAACAGUUGCCACAAUUCCGGUCGGUAUCGGUGCUGAAGAAGGCCACCGGCAACUCGAGGAUUACACCGUUGCAUUGCGCCGCUAUUAACCCCGAUGGCCGCCAUAUGCAGGCCCUGUUGGCACAGCAGCCGGACUUCUCAGUGCCCGACACCCAGAACUGGACGCCCGUCCACUACGCGGCCGUUUGCGAAGCACCUGGCAAUCUGGAGUAUCUGCUAUUAAACGGCGUGUCCACUGUGAUGGUGGAAAAGGAGGGCAACACACCCCUACACUUGGCCGCGUCUCGUAACCGCCCGCGAAAUGUCGAGGCCAUCAUCAAACACGAGACCAGUGUCGCGGCCAACAACGCCGCCAAUACCGCCACCACUACCGGCACCGCCGACACACCGGACACCAACACCGCCGCCAAAGCCAAGGGCAAGAAAAAGGUGCCGAUCGGUACGGCAACGGCCAGCCAAUCAACGCUGGAACGUUAUAACAAGGCUGGCUAUACGCCACUACACUGGGCGGCCCAGUGCGGCAAUACGGACGCCUGUAAGGCGCUGAUCCGGGGCGGGGCCGACAUCGAGCGCCGCACCACCGCUGUUAAGGACAAACUGUCGGCGCUGAUGGUGGCCGCCGAGUCGGGCCGACUGUCGGUAGUGAAACUGCUCACCGAAUACGGCGCUCAGGCGGACGCCCGCGACAAGAGGUGCCGCACUGCGCUGACCCACGCCGUGAUGAACGGACACUCGCAUGUUGUGAGCCAUUUGUUGCGGUUGGGCGCCGACCACACGGCCAAAGACUCGUCCGGCAAUAGUCUGGUUCACUACGCGUGUGCCUACGGCUGGUAUUACUGUUUCAAACUGCUCCGGGAGGCCGAAGCGCCACUCAAUGAGUGUAAUGACUGGAAAAUGACUCCGUUGUGUAUCGCCUUUAUGAAGGGUCACACGGGUCUGGCCGAGGAGGUGGUCAAGGAGUCCGGCGCUAAUAUCGAUAUGCCUGUUAACGAUACUACC